Molecule: messenger RNA, 1362 nt
Organism: Acanthosepion pharaonis
Lineage: Eukaryota; Metazoa; Mollusca; Cephalopoda; Sepiida; Sepiidae
Source: the annotation of a GenBank genome assembly
AUGCUUUUAUUUCUGUUUCAUUACUUUCAUUAUUUCAUUCUUGUUUUGCUUCCUGAGUUUUUCGUUCCUUUCUUUUUUUUCAUGAUUCCAUCUUUUUUCUUCUUUCCUGAUUGUUUAUUUGUUUUCUUUUCGCAUUGCCUUCUUUUCUCGUAUUUAUUCUUUCUUUCUUUUAUUUUUUUUGCAAUUUCUAUUUCUCUCUUUCUUUUUCGUUUCCACAUUCGUACUUUCUUUAAUUUCUCAAUUCUUUCUUUUCCUCUAAUGUAUUUCAUCUUUCUUUCUUUUUUACAUUUACUAUCUUUUUCUUUCUAUCCCUUUUCUCUUUUUCUUUUGUUUUUCAUUUUAUUUUUCUUUCUUUUUCAUAUUUACUAUCUCUUUUUUCUUUCGCUUUUUCUUUCAAUUUUCAUUUAUCUUUCGUUCAUUUACUACCUCUAUUUUUCUUUUAUAAGCUUUUUCUUUCACUUUUCAUUUUUCCUUUCUUUCGUUUCACUUCUUUCUUUCAUUAUCGACUUCUUAUUUUCUCCUUUCUCUAUUUCUUUCUUUAUUACGUCCUGUAUCGCUCUUUCUUUCUUUCUUUCUUUCUUUUCUUUCUUUCUUUCUUUCUUCCCAAACCCAUAUUUUUCGGUUAUACAUUUUCUUAAAUUCUUCUGUGAAUAUUUGGUGGAAAUAUUAUUUUUUCUUUCUUGUUUUCAUUCUUUCUUUCUUUCUUUCUUUCUUCGAUUCAUAUUUUUAGUUGCCUAUUUUUCUUUCUUUCUUCCUUUCAUCAAUCUAUAUUUUGUUCAAAUUUUCUUCGUUUUUCUUUUUUUGAAGAUUUUUUCUUUCUUUUUUUUUCUUUUCUUUUUCUUUCUUUUUAUAAGAAUAAUUUUAGUCAAUGGAUUCAUUUUUAUUUUGUUCGUUUAUCCUAUCUUUCGUUUUGCUUACCUUUCUUCCGUUUUCCUCCUUUCUUUCGUUUUUUCCUUCUUUUUUUUUCUUUCUUUUUCUUUUCUAAUCUUUUUUUCAUUUCCUUCCUUCUGUCGUUUUUCCUUCUAUCUUUCGUUUUCCUUAUCUUUUUUUUUCCAUUUUCCAUCUUUCGUUCGUUUUUUCUUUCUUUCGUUUUUCCUUCUUACUUUUCUUUUUCUUUCUUUUGUUUGUUUGUUUCUUUCUUUCUUCUUUCUUCAGUUUUUUCUUUCUUUCGUUUUUUCUUUCUUUCGUUUUUUUUUUCUUUUUAUCGAUUUUUCGUUCCUUUCAUCUUUCCCUUCUAUUUUUUUUUUUUUUUUUUUCUUUCUUUCUUCUUCGCUUAGAUUUCCAGAAUUUUUCUUUCUUUCUUUUUUCUUUCUUUUUUCGCUCUUUCUUUUUUCAUUUCCCCAAAAUUUCUUUUUCUUUUAG